Messenger RNA from Crotalus tigris (Tiger rattlesnake), 5593 nucleotides. It is a transcript of the gene DCUN1D4, whose product is annotated as defective in cullin neddylation 1 domain containing 4. The record is from RefSeq and is a predicted model, not a curated record. Gene Ontology annotation, cellular component: ubiquitin ligase complex. The coding region runs from base 417 to 1115 and encodes 232 amino acids. Gene Ontology annotation, molecular function: ubiquitin conjugating enzyme binding; cullin family protein binding; ubiquitin-like protein binding. NCBI's taxonomy places the organism in Eukaryota, Metazoa, Chordata, Lepidosauria, Squamata, Viperidae. Gene Ontology annotation, biological process: protein neddylation; positive regulation of ubiquitin-protein transferase activity. The transcript is spliced from 12 exons.
GCUGUGUGGGUGCGCACACGCGCUACGGCCGCUGCCCAAAAAUGCACUCGGAUGCCGCGGCUGUCAAUUUUCAGCUGAACUCUCAUCUAUCAACACUGGCAAAUAUUCACAAGAUUUACCAUACUCUUAAUAGGCUGAUAGAGAAAUGAAGCUAACUCACAAAUUACAAAUGGGAGAAGAUGGCAAGGAAGUGAUGAGCACAGGGAGAAAGCAGAGCUACUUAAUUCAUUCUUGCCCUCAGUCUUGCAUGUCUUCAAGCCAGAGGGAAAAAAUAGCACAACUUGCCAAAAACAGAGCCGUAAAAGACAGACUAGGAAUACAAUUUAAAAUAGAAUUUGACAGAAGAUACUAGUCAAGACGAUCACCAGACAGGCAACCUGAGAUCUUGCAGUUCAUCAGACAGCUUUAGCAAAGUGAUGCCUCCGAGGAAAAAAAGGCGACCGACCGCGGGAGAUGAUCUGACAGCUAAAAAAAGUAGACACGAUGGCGUGUACAGAAAAUAUGAUUCUACCAGAAUAAGGUCAGAAGAUGAUAUGUUUUCAAGUAAAAGGUGUUUAGAAUGGUUCUAUGAAUAUGCAGGAACAGAUGAGGUUGUGGGUCCUGAAGGAAUGGAGAAGUUCUGUGAGGACAUAGGGGUUGAGCCGGAAAACGUAGCCAUGCUUGUGUUGGCUUGGAAAUUGGAUGCUCAGAACAUGGGUUAUUUUACAUUGCAAGAGUGGCUAAAAGGAAUGACAUCCCUGCAAUGUGAUACAACAGAGAAGCUAAGAAAUUCUUUGGAUUACUUGAGAUCUUUAUUAAACGAGCCUAUGAACUUUAAGCUUAUUUAUAGAUACGCAUUUGACUUCGCACGUGAAAAAGACCAGCGAAGCCUAGAUAUCAAUACUGCCAAGUGUAUGCUAGGACUCCUCUUAGGAAAAACAUGGCCCCUUUUUCCAGUAUUUCAUCAGUUCUUAGAGCAAUCUAAGUACAAAGUUAUCAACAAGGACCAAUGGUGCAACGUUCUGGAAUUCAGCCGAUCCAUUAAUCUUGACCUCAGCAACUAUGACGAAGAUGGAGCAUGGCCAGUGUUGCUGGAUGAAUUUGUGGAGUGGUAUAAAGAGAAACAAAUGACAUAGGAAUUUUAACUAUGCACAGCUGCUCAAGAGCUUUUGUUACUACAGUUAAUGUCAACCAUUAGCCAUAAACUUCUCUUUGUAUAUAAAGCGCAUGCUGCUUUUCCUGCACUGUAUCCCAUUUUCAGGGAUUUUUUUGGUGUUUGCUGUUUAACAGGCCAGCUCAGCUUGCUGUGUACCAUUGUUCUCUCCGAAGGCUGCUUUGCAUUUUGUCUACACUACAGAUGGCGAAUUUGCCAGCAUCCUCACUGUGACUAAUGUGAAUAUUGCUGUCUAAACUUUGUAUAUGUGUAUAAAAAAAAAAAAGCUUCAUCUAGGAAUGAUUUCAGCAGGAAAAGUAUUAUAAAAAUAAUUAUGUUGCAUUCAAGUAACCAUGUAACUUAAUUUUUAAUUGACUUGGUCUCGGGCAUAGCAUUUCCGGGAAAGCGACGGGGGAGGGAGGGAGGUUUGCCUAUGUAGGACUAUUGCUAGUUAGUUAGUAAUAGUUGUUUUAGGAUGCCAGUUUUUGAAGGAAAAUCUUGCAGUAUGAUUUCUUUGCCAGUGCCCAACUUCAUUUUUAUUUAAUAAGAAAUUAUUGGCUACCUUUUUAAUUGAAUCUCUUAAUAAAUUGUUACAGCUUGAACAGAGUUGUACAUGCCAUAGUAACUUCCAUUUGGUGAUCAUGCUGAUUUCCUAAGAGUCAGAUGCUGUAGUUUGCGAAGAGAUACAGGCUAUCUGAUUAAAUAUCUGAUUAAAAAGGGUUUUAGACUUGUAACGUGGCACAUUCUUUUAUUUUACUGUUGUUCUUGUUCCCAGAGUGUGUUGAUGAUGUGGAUAAAGACAGAAUGAAGUGUUGUUUCAAAACACAGCCUAAAUGUAGGCAUAUAUUUCAGAGACUGGAAUCAAAGCUUAGCCUGAAAACUCGGCAUGGCUACUACAUUUAUUCCAGGGAUUGAAUUUCCAAGGCAAAAUGCCAGUUACGAGCAACAUCUACUCUAAGCAGCAGUAUCACCACUAUUUAUUUGGGAUCAUUUUAUCUGUUUGGACUGGAAAGUUCAAAGAAGUAGAUGAACGAAGUAACUUCCUGUGUCACCUUUUCACCCGUCUUCAUUAUACAGUUCAUUGUACAUUUCUAUACAAAUUUUUACUAAGGUAGUUGUAGACUUACUGAAAAGGCAUUCAAAAAUCCACUGGUCUUUGUCCAAUCAACCGAGAGUUCCUUGUGAAAUUUGCAAUAAAACAUGAGCUUGCCUUCUACAGAAAGCUAAAGCUACAUGAACAUUCGGAAUUUAGGAAUGUAGUUUAAGCUUCACUUAGUACAAACCCCUUUUUUAUUUUCAAAGCACUGAAGGUAUUUGUAAAAAAACAAACAAACAUGUAUAGUAGCAACGCAUACAGCCUCCUUAGGCCUGGAUAGUUCUAAACAAACAAAAUAAGAAAAAUAAAGGACCGGAAUCUAGAGAGAUCCACGUACAAAUGUGAUUCUGCCCUUAACAGGAGCUGUGGGAAUGGAGGAUUUUGGGUUGGGUUUUUUUUUUUUUUUUUUUUUUUUUUUUUUUUUUUGAUGCCUUCAUGAGCUUGGGAAGGCUUGGAAGCAGGGAUUGAAUGGGGCAGAGCUACACAAGCUGUUGACCAAGUAGUAAGAUUGGAAAGAUCAAAUGGAGGCAGUUACAAUGCUUUUCCCAGGCUAUCAGUUCUGUUUGUCCAAAGUACAGUUGGAAGUUGGCUGUGCUGUUCCCUUCAGCCAGUCUCUGUUGAGAACAGCCAGGGAACACCAUGAGCUAGUGCUUGCUUCCUUCAAUACCCCGACUUACAUUCUCAUAUUAUUUAGUAUAGCCAUAAUCAAAACCUUAUAACUGCCCAUCUGGGAAGAUACAAAUACUGGAUGGAUGGAUUACAGGCUAAUUUGGUUGAGACAUAAAAAGGAACUUUCACGUAACAAAGGUAACAGCCAAAGAACUUUAUGAGAUCUAGUUUUUAUAAAGGGAAGUAUAAGGUUAACAAACUUGUUCAUUCUUGGGACUGAUUCUCACCUUUUUCUAUUUACAUGUACACAUAGCAAAAAGUAUCUGAUCAAGUUGUACAGAGAGCAAAGAGAGGACACACUUCAAAAUUGUCCUGUCUUCCAUUUAAAAAUGAAGCAGCAGUUGGGUCCAGAAAUCACUGUUAAACAUGGCCUGUUAAAGGGCAGAAGCAACUGGCUGCAGUCUGUUGUCAUUUGUCCAUGAGGAGGCCUUUUUGUGGCUUCUAUUACAAAGUUGAUCAAGAGUCUUAUCUUUUGCUCUGAACAAUCAUGCACCACCACAAAGAGAAUUGGCCUUGCCUGUAAAAGCAGGCGCAUUUAAAACAUACUUUAUUAAGGACACUGUGCUCACAACUUGUGUGAUAUACAGAAGGAAAUGAGGAACAGGCCCACUUGGUAUACGGAUCAGAAUGGUAUCUUUGAAUUUCUGACCUAUCUAUUUAAGCAAUCAUGCUCAGAAUGGCACAGAUUAGGGGGAAAAAUCGCAUUUUCUGGAAAACUGUUAUGUAAUGCUGUCAGAGUAAAGUUAAUCAAAGUUGUUCAUUUUUUUAUUCAUUUUGAAUUUUUUGGCAUUUUUAAAAUAGUUUAAUUGAUUGUUGUUGUUGUUAAAGGAAAAAAAAAGCCGUACACUGAAUUGGUUAAAGCUGAAAAUAUCUUUUCUACGGAAAUGCUGGCAAGAUGUGUAUGCAUUAUUCUGAUGUGAAAUUCUUAAAAGAUAAGCUUUUUAAAUGACCAAGUGAAUAAACAUACAUGAAUGGGCAAAUAGCCCAUAAUAAGCAGACCGUCUAUAUUGUCCGGUACCAAAGACUGAUGAAUCUUUUAUGCUUUUAUCUUUCAGAAUCAGAAAUGGUAUUAUCAAUUCUAAUACCUACUGUUAUUUUUUACCAUUUUCUUUUUGGGGGUCGGGUCAGAUAAAUUCAAAUUGAAUACUAAAAAUGUAACCAUCUGAAAGAUUUUUGGUUUGUACAAACCAAAUGAUCUGUGCUUUUUGUAAAUGUGAGGAACAAAAUUGUGAAAGCGUUCCAUAAUUUACUAUAGUAUAAAUUUACAUAAAGCAUUUAAUUGAACGUGAAUAGUUUCCUGCUUUCCUUUUUAAACAAUUCAUAUUAGUCUCAGGCUGAGACUUUGCAGAUACAUUUUACUACAUAAACACAUAGUUUUAAUUCUAUGCUUGUAGUUAAAUUUUCUCUUACGCUCCAAGUAUUGGCAACUCUUUUCCCCUCUAUUGCUUUUUAGAGAAACCAGCAUGUAAUAUCAAUAUUGUUGAAUUCAUAAUGGGAGGACUUCUAACAAUACUUAAAUAUUUGGUAAUAUUUAAUUAGCAAUACUUAAAUGCUUCAUAAUUGAUAAUAAAGAGUUGGUUUGUGCCUGAGUAAACGGUAAGUGUUAAAUGCCUACUGAUAGCCUUAAACUUUGUCCUUCUCACAUGGUUGUGUAAAUGCAUAAAGUUACUUCACUGAUUUACACUUCUGGCAAACUAAAAAAAAAUGGGUUUUGUAACACCCUGUUGUGACAGAAACAAUUUACCUGCUUUUUUGUCUUAAGUUUUCAUACAGCAUACCGUAAGCGCGCACUUUGCCUUACUGCAGCUGUGUCACCUUCUUGGAAUUUGGUACAGUGUAGUUGUGUACAAAUCUACUAUCUUGCUAAUAAAAACCUGAUUCAGUCUUGAUAACAUGCAUUAAAAAAAAAAUUCUAGAGCAGCGUUUUUGAAACUUGGCAACUGUGAAGUCCUGCUGUGUGGACUUCAGUUCCCAGAAUUCCUCAGCCACUUCCAGGAGUCGAAGCUCACACAUGUUAAACCUUUCAAAGUCUGAAAAAACGCUGCUCUAGAGCAGGGGUAGGCAACCUUGGCUCUUUUAUGACUCGUGGACUUCAACUCCCAGAAUUCCUGAGCCAGCAUGGCUCAGCUUGGAAACCUCUCCCUGUCCCCUCAGCUUGGCUAGCUCAGGAAUUCUGGGAGUUGAAGUCCACACGUCAUAAAAGAGCCAAGAUUGCCUAACGCUGCUCUAGAGGUAUUCAAGUUGUGCCUACAGCUGUCUGUGCCAGCCCAUUUUGCCCAGGGAGAGAGCAGGAAUUAGUCAAUCCCAAAGUAGCUAUUGGAUAUUAUUUGUUCUCAUUUGAAGAUCACAGACUAAAUCUACUUCAUGUUCCCAAAGCUUCUGAUUCAUGCCGAGUUUCAGCAGCUACAUAACAGACCAGUGUUGUUAGACAGGACAUGGGGCAAUUAGAAAAAGAGAACUGUUUUGCAGCUACAUACAGCUUUGGGGACAAUUCAGAGUUAAAAAAAACAUAACAAAACAGAUCAAUUUACCUUGUUUAUUUAAAUGGCAAUUUUACAAAUGCACACCAGAACGUCCUUUGGCACUUGGAAACCCGAACCUCAUAGUGAUAACGACGAAAUCUAAGGCAUAAAUGCAGUCUUUAAAAACCCUGCUUUAAAACAUACACAGUGCAGCACAGUUUAACAAAUAUUCCA